AUUUAUACCCGCGGAACGCAAGGUCGCGCUUUAGACAGACACGUGUGCUUGUAGUUGGUACCACGGAGCCGAGGCCGGCCCUCCACUCGCUGAACAGAUGAAAAAAAGGGAGAUUGUUUCCCAGUAAUAACGAUCAAGCAACACAAUUCGUUAUCGGAGUUAAUUUCCGGCGCUAAAUUCAGCGAUCUGUGUCGGACCGCGGCGGUGAACCCCGCACAAGUUAGCCGUAACGGUACUGUCUCACAUUGGGACGCGUUCCUUCUCCGCACUCCUCUCCGUAAAAUAUCAAGUUUUCACCGUAAUUCCUGCGCAAUGGCGGACUACCUGAUUAGCGGACAGACCGGCUACGUUCCUGAAGAUGGUCUGACCGGACAGCAGCUCUUCGGUUCUGGUGAUGGCCUCACUUACAAAUGAAAGAAUUGGAGGUGAUGCUUCUUACAAAUCUUCCGGCCACCUGGGAAGACGAGAGUCUCGCUGCCUUCCAUCUGAAAAGCUGUAAAAGAGCAAAAAGAGUGUUGUGACUUCCUGAUUCUUCCAGGGUAUAUUGAUUUCACAUCUGAUCAAGUGGACUUGACAUCAGCCCUGACCAAACAGAUCACCCUGAAGACGCCGCUGGUGUCCUCUCCCAUGGACACAGUCACGGAGUCGGGGAUGGCCAUCGCUAUGGCUCUCACCGGAGGGAUCGGCUUCAUCCAUCACAACUGCACACCAGAAUUCCAGGCCAACGAAGUGAGAAAGGUCAAGAGAUACGAGCAGGGUUUCAUUACAGAUCCUGUGGUGAUGAGCCCCAGAGAGCGCGUGAAAGACGUCUUUCAGGCAAAAGCACGUCACGGCUUCUGUGGUAUUCCCAUCACAGAUAACGGACAGAUGGGCGGCUGCCUCGUAGGCAUCAUCUCAUCUCGAGACAUCGACUUCCUGAAAGAGGAGGAGCAUAACCUUCCGCUCAGUGAGGUGAUGACGAAGCUGGAGGACCUUGUAGUGGCUCCUGCUGGUGUGACGCUGAAGGAAGCUAACGAGAUCCUUCAGAGGAGUAAAAAAGGUAAACUGCCCAUCGUGAACGAGGAGGGCUGUUUGGUGGCCAUCAUCGCUCGCACAGACCUGAAGAAGAACCGAGAUUUCCCGCUGGCCUCCAAAGACUCGCUCAAGCAGCUUCUGUGUGGUGCUGCCAUAGGAACACACAACGACGAUAAAUAUAGACUCGACCUGCUCGUGCAAGCUGGAGUGGACGUGGUCAUACUGGACUCUUCCCAAGGAAACUCCAUUUUCCAGAUCAACAUGAUCAAGUACAUCAAGGAGAAAUACCCCAACCUGCAGGUUAUAGGAGGCAACGUGGUAACAGCAGCUCAGACGAAGAAUCUGAUCGAUGCCGGCGUGGACGCUCUGAGAGUGGGCAUGGGCAGUGGCUCCAUCUGCAUCACACAGGAAGCUCCUCUUACUAUUCCUCCUGAUAUAAAGCUCCACAGCCCCAAAGCCUCAGCCACUGUAACGGGAUAUUGCAUGCUGGCGUGUGGCAGGCCGCAGGCUACGGCCGUGUAUAAGGUGUCGGAGUACGCGAGGCGCUUCGGCGUGCCAGUCAUCGCAGACGGGGGCAUUCAGAACGUCGGCCACAUCGCCAAGGCCCUGGCACUGGGGGCAUCCACAGUGAUGAUGGGCUCGUUGAUGGCAGCGACCAGCGAAGCCCCGGGCGAGUAUUUCUUCUCAGAUGGCAUCAGACUGAAGAAGUACAGAGGAAUGGGUUCACUCGAUGCCAUGGACAAGAACCUGGGCUCCCAGACCAGAUACUUCAGCGAGUGUGAUAAGAUUAAAGUAGCCCAGGGCGUGUCAGGCGCCGUACAGGACAAAGGCUCCGUCCAUAAGUUUGUCCCCUACCUCCAUGCUGGAAUCCAGCACUCCUGCCAGGACAUAGGAGCUAAGAGCCUUACACAACUUAGGGCGAUGAUGUAUUCUGGUGAUCUGAAAUUUGAGAAAAGAACCGUAUCUGCUCAGGUGGAGGGAGGAGUGCACGGUCUACACAGCUACGAGAAACGCCUGUUCUAAUGAAGACGACUAUUGCCAAGAACACACACAGUACAUUAACACACACACACACACACACACACACACAGAGUCAUACAGUCAUUUUAUUGUAUAGACACACUACUAAAUCUGAUGAGUGCACAGAUGACCACCUUACAUAUGCGUCUGUGCACAGAGCGAUGCAUCCAUGCCCGUGUCUAAACUCACGCUUCCCUUUUCUUUGUUUUCUAAACCUUUGUUGAGCAAACAAACUCUGCAUAUGUCUCUACGUGUUAAAAUUUAAGGACAUACUUUUCUGUAUAUUGAAACAAAAAAAUGCAAGAAUAUUGUAAUUCACUAAUGUUCAGAGGUAUUCAUUAAUUUCAAAUACAUUUUUCCAGUAAAACAA
This is a messenger RNA of Ictalurus punctatus (channel catfish), 2404 nucleotides long. It is a transcript of the gene impdh2, whose product is annotated as IMP (inosine 5'-monophosphate) dehydrogenase 2. Gene Ontology annotation, cellular component: cytoplasm. The transcript is spliced from 16 exons. Bases 628 to 2037 code for a protein of 469 amino acids. The record is from RefSeq and is a predicted model, not a curated record. NCBI's taxonomy places the organism in Eukaryota, Metazoa, Chordata, Actinopteri, Siluriformes, Ictaluridae. Gene Ontology annotation, biological process: GTP biosynthetic process. Gene Ontology annotation, molecular function: IMP dehydrogenase activity.